Messenger RNA from Mya arenaria, 1478 nucleotides. RefSeq lists its product as uncharacterized. The coding region runs from base 95 to 1456 and encodes 453 amino acids. The record is from RefSeq and is a predicted model, not a curated record. Lineage: Eukaryota; Metazoa; Mollusca; Bivalvia; Myida; Myidae. The transcript is spliced from 10 exons.
GUUAAAUUAAACCACCUAACUUUAGAUUUUAUCUGAAAUCUCGAAACUUCCUGAAUGAAAUUAUAGUAUGAUGAAUACUUCUUAAAAUAAAAAAAUGAAUCCAUUGAAUUGUGUAAUUGUGACCGUCGUAUAUUGUCUGGGAAUAAUUUGUAAAGGUCAGGGAGUUUUUGUUUCACAUGAUGAAACGAGAUGGGACGAGUCUAGAUGCACCUUGGCAAAACCAAGCUUUAUCUGCAGGGGUGAUGGCUCAUGCAUUGUUGAAAAUGGUUUGGAUUUGGACGAUCAGGACAAUGGGUUAUGGAUUGGAUAUGCAAAAACAUGGAUUAGUUAUGCUUAUGUUGGCUGCGGCCAAUUGAAUGAUGGAGACGAAUAUUUUGUUUCAUCUCUGGGCGAAUGUAGAGGUACAACAGGAUGCCAAACGUUCGGAAUACAAAAGUCAAUAACGAGUUUGCGAUGUAAAUGUGCCAGUAAAAAACCCAAGCAGACUCAAACAUGCGGGGAAAAAUGUGAAGAAGCAGAUCAAUAUCCAUGUGGUGGACCAGCCGACACCAAUAUAUUCUCAUUUUACACUGUUGAAAAUGUUCCUGCUACCGAACAUUCACAAGACAUUCAUAGAAACUGCCUUCAGUUCUACUAUAAGAACAGACCAGAAAAUGAUUUUUAUUGGGUGUCAUGCAAUACUACAAUUACACCAGUUCUAUUAUGCAGCAACAAAUAUUUUUCCGAUAAUAACCCGAUGGCGAAAAUACACGAUCGAAGUAAUGAAGUUUGGGCACAAGCUGUUGAAUACUGCGUUGCUGGAGGUGAAUUCCCUGCAUCGAUACAAAGUAUCAAUAAUGGGAAUUUUACAGACCGGGACGCCCAGGACCACUGGACAGGAAUACUUAAAACAGAAUCUAUUAUAUCUUUGGACGAUAUGCUUGAUGAUAGCACCUAUCCGCCUGUGACGUACGCAUAUUUGGAGCAGAUCAACAAAAAGUUUUACGUCAGGUUUGCUCAGAAAAAAGACUUGAAAAAAAGCUUAUGCACAGGAGGCAAGCCAACAUUGAAUACAACGCCAAAAUCACACCCGGUACCUGAAGGAACAACAGCGUCUUUAGACAACGACGAAGGGGGGUCACCCACUAAAAUAGUGGUUGGUGUGGUUAAUGCUGUGGCAUUACUUGUUGCUGCAGUACUUGCAUUUUUGAUUAGGAGAAGGUACAUGCACAAGGCUUGCUUGAAUAACGCCACGACAGUAAAAUCUUCAGGACAGCCAUCCGCAGGGGUGUCAACUGAUGUGGACAAUCAACAACGAGUUGAAUAUGUUAACACCGCAAAUAAUGAUAUGCACAGAAAUACUGAAAACAAUCCGGAGGCUAUUACUUACGAAAAACUUAACAUGACUAAAGGUGUUGAUAACUAUCUCUCACUCCAAGAAAUAAAUGCAGUCGAGCACGACUAUCAAAACACAUGAAGGCAAAGAGGCACACAUAAUG